UGGUGUCCGUGUGCAGUACUUGAAGUCUUAUCAGAUCGCCUUGAUACGGUCACAGUCCUCCUCCUGACUUCCCAGAGUGAUGUGUGCGUUUUUUUCUCUCUGUCAAGUGAUCAGUGGAUUGAGCUGCGGAUUUAUAUCACUGGACGCUGAGGCCGCGACAGCCACCGCCGCCACCCCGGCCUCUCCGCCAUGAGCCUCACGACGGUUUUCUUGGCGCUGCUGCCACUGGGACUCGCUGCCGCCGCCAGAGGUCCACUCACGGAGGCUCAUGAUGUCCUAGGUGACAGUUUCAUCAACACUCAAGAAGAAAACAUUCACGAGGCACCUCAGGCCAUACAAGGUGUUCCCCACACCAGUGUCAUAGAAGAGGCAGCCCGCGGGGUGCUGCCGCCGCCACUCUGGGACACACUCUUCUAUGAAUCCCCAGACACACUUGUGACAAACCAUGACUCGAAGCCCAGGGCAGAGCCACAGACACGAGCAGGGCUGCUGGGCCUCCUCGCCCCCUACUACCUCCCCGGCGGGAGGAACGUGUCGGGCGAGUGCCGCCAGGACGUGAGUGGCCUCAGCGAAGGGUUCAUCAGCGGCAAGUUUUGGGCAUUGAAAGUGGUGGACUCGUGGGGGAAGUUUCCGGACGGUGUAUUAGUCGGAAACCUGUGGACACCGGGGCUGCUGGACGAAUGCUUGCGGACGACGGUGGACUCGGAGGACCCUAAGGCGCAUUUCAGUGGCCGAUACUGCUCCUUCGCUAUCGGAAUGAAAGAAAACGAAACGAAUCCACAGCAGCUAUUAUGGGGUGAGGGAGAGUAUAACGAAUACGAGAAUUAUGAGGAAGAUGAUGAAUACAAAGCAGAGUUGGUGAGGGACUUAAAGAUACGGAAGAUGAUGCUGCCCAACCUCCACAUGGCUGACGUGAAAAGCGUCCUCCAGAUUGCUAUUCCCUUCAACCUCCUGGCCACGUGCAUCCCGUCCACGUGCACCGAAGAGGAGUACAGACAAAGCCUGGAAAAGCAGUUGGACGAGAGGAACCUGACGUUGUCCCUGCUAGCGUGUCAGACGAGGGAACUGCCAUCACUGCGCUACAACACGGCCGAUAUUUGUAUGAUCGUCGCCCUGUCUCUCCUGGGCGCCACGGUGGUCGUGGGCACCGGCGCCGACGUCUGGAUCACCCUCACCAGGAAUGAGACGCUGGCCAGAGGCCCCUUGCGGUACGUUCUCGUGUUCUCCUUCUACACCAACCUGCCCAAGAUUUUCCGUAUCAACACUAACAAAAGCGAAGAGGUGAUCUCCUGUCUCCACGGCAUCAGGGUCUUGACCAUGGUCUGGGUGGUGAUGGGGCACGCCUUCCUUAUCUCCUUUUUCUUCAGUCCCAACAAAGGCUACAUCGCACAGAUGAUCGCGGAGAACCCUUACUCCUACCAGCUCAUAUUCAACGCCUACCCCUCAGUCGACACCUUCUUCUUCAUGAGCGGCCUCCUCGUCGCCUACAAUCUGACCAAGGAGUUUCAACGGACGUCAAGGUUCAACAUCCCAUUGUAUUACAUCCAUAGGGUCAUCAGACUCUGCCCGCCCAUCUUGCUACUGUGCGGGUUCUUCGCCGUGUUCCCGCCGUUGUUCGUUCAGGGCUCCUUGUCGCCGCUGAUGGUGCGGAGACCCUACCUUGUGGACUCCUGCAUCAGGCACUGGUGGCGGGAUAGCUUCCUGAUCACCAAUAUGUUCACAGGGAUGGAGGACGGGGGUUCGUGCCUCCCGGUGUGCUGGUACACGGCCGUCGACUUCCAACUCUACAUCGUGGCGCCUUUCAUGAUCCUGCCGCUCCUGUACCGCCGCAAGCCAGGUAUGGUGGUGUUGGGUGUGCUACUCCUUGUCUCCGUCGUCGUGCCCAUGACCAUCAUCGGGGUCAAUCAGCUGCCGCCCACUAAUGUUGUAGACGCAAGACAAGACGACAGUGCGCUCAUCAACAAGUUGGUGUACAUGAAGCCGUGGUGCCGCGCGUCGCCCUACCUGGUGGGCCUGGCGCUGGGCUACUUCAUGAGGGUGGUGGACAAGAACAAGGUGCAGCUGAAAUGGUGGCAAGUGGGGCUGGGCUGGAUCCUCGCCUUGGUCAUCAUGGGUGCCGUGGUGUUUGGCGUCAAGGACUACAACACCUUCACCGGCAAGGUGCACGAGUACAACGCCGCCACGAGCCUCCUGUACGGCGGCUUCAACCGGCUGGCGUGGGGCUUGGCGAUCGCCUGGCUAGUGUUCGCCUGCCACAUGGGAUACGGAGGUCUCGCCAACAGCUUCCUGGCGCACCACUACUGGCAGCCUAUCAGCCGCCUCACCUACUCCAUCUUCCUCAUCGCUUUGAACGUACAAAGCAUAUACUACAUUUUCUACGCCCGCAUGCCAAGCUAUUACACGCCUUUCUAUAAGCUAAUUGAGACUGCUGGGAUCCUACUGGUCGCCGGGCUUGGGGGGGUGCUGCUGUCACUGCUGGCUGAGUCUCCCGUGCUGGGCUUCGAGAAGCUCUUACUCGGGAGGGGAAGGGAACGACCUGACCCUCUUCAUAGCCGCAUCUCCUCAACCUCUGGCCCCAUCAGAGCGUCUUCUCUCACAAGCAUGAUAUCCUCGCCGAGUUCCUCCACGCAUGAAUCAUCUCCGGAGGAGGAGGAGGCGAAGGAGGAGGAGGAGGUGGAGGAGGAGGAGGAGGAGGAGGAGGAGGAUAAGUGGUAGUAGUAGUCAUAGUUGUACUUGUUGUAGUGUAAGAAUCGUAAAAUAUUGUGUGUAAUCUUGGUGUUGAUAGGAUAAGUGAGUAUUUACUCAUCCCUCUUCUGUACACGUAUAGUCGCUGCAACGGGUAUUAUCUUCCGCGUGUUGGCAACCAUCACUAUGUUCCAGGUUGUCUGGCGAAGCUUUCUUGCGUGCAUAUGCUCCUUGAACUCCAAAAAUAUCAUACAUUUAAUCGAAUUGUAUAGAGUAUCUACUAGACGUAACACUUAAUUUUUUCAUUUACUUAUAUAAUUACAUCAAUACUUCUACCACCAGAAUGUUCCUGGUAAACUUGGGUGUUAGCCAGAUAAGUACGUAGAGGUUGGGAGUUCCUGCUGCACAGCGAUGUAUUACAGAAUUUCACUUACAGCUCUUAUAGAUGCUAAUCACAUGUUCACACAAUCAGAAAAGUAUCGCACAGGAGCGCUACUAUGGUGUUGAUCAUAUAAAGGCCAAUACAUAUUAAUCUAUGCAUAUCGUAUGAAUAUAUUUAACAUAGACGAAAUUAUAGUAUUUAACAUUAUAAACGCCACAACUGAUCUCUAUAUAAUACGCAGGUCUAUUCACGCCGAGAUAAUUCUUAGUGUUGGGAAGGACCCAGUUUUGUAUUUUGUUGGCCUGGACCCAUCCUACAGCAGAACUCUAAUUCGUGCCACUGUUACGGCACUGAAGAGAUCUAAUUUAGGCAAAUCACGUAUGUACAGUGUACACUCCCGCGUUAUGUUUCGUUUUUCGUUCUAUCCCUUUCAUUUUCCUCUGGUGUAUUAUAUCAGUUAUGUUUUUAUCGCAUACUCUCAGAUUUCUUCCUUCCUUCCUUUACCAUGUUUCCUCCUCUACAAGUAUCUCUUCCUCUAUACAACUCCAUGAGCUAUGCCAACCAUCCCAAUCACAUACUCGUGCCCACCGAACAAAUAAAUUAUGGGAAAUCUACUGGACGCUGGGUAAUCAUGCUAAUAAAACUCACAAAAAAUCA
Molecule: messenger RNA, 3724 nt
Organism: Eriocheir sinensis (Chinese mitten crab)
Lineage: Eukaryota; Metazoa; Arthropoda; Malacostraca; Decapoda; Varunidae
Product: nose resistant to fluoxetine protein 6-like
Exons: 18
Coding region: 190-2715 (841 amino acids)
Molecular function (GO): acyltransferase activity, transferring groups other than amino-acyl groups
Source: RefSeq, a predicted model, not a curated record